Molecule: messenger RNA, 4597 nt
Organism: Maniola jurtina (meadow brown)
Lineage: Eukaryota; Metazoa; Arthropoda; Insecta; Lepidoptera; Nymphalidae
Gene: Pak
Product: serine/threonine-protein kinase Pak
Exons: 13
Coding region: 190-1968 (592 amino acids)
Biological process (GO): regulation of MAPK cascade; protein phosphorylation; regulation of axonogenesis
Cellular component (GO): cytoplasm
Molecular function (GO): ATP binding; protein serine/threonine kinase activity
Source: RefSeq, a predicted model, not a curated record
AUGGCGGCCCUAGUCAUCGUUGCUGGUUGCUGCUAUAGUUUUGUGUGUGGAAUAUAGAAAUUAUUAAAAUUUCUGUAAAUGAAGGACAUUGUGUAAAAACGAAGUGGAAAUGGUUAUUAAUCUUAUAAAUUAAAACUUGAAACCUAAAUCACAAACUGUAGUUCUAAAGGACGUGCGUAGAAGGCCAGAAUGUCAAGCGAUGAAGACAAACCACCUGCGCCUCCGGUGCGACUCACCAGCAACCGGGCAACCGACCGUGGGGAUUCUGUAGCCUCUGUAGACAUGAGGCCUUUACCAAAAGAGCCUGAUGAUAGUGGGGAUAGAAAGAAGAAAACAUUAAAAGCAAAAAUCAAAGGCUCGAAAAGUACUGCCCACAAUGAUAAUAAGCCAAAUAUUAGCUAUCCAACUAACUUUGAACAUACAGUCCAUGUUGGAUUUGAUGCUGUUACAGGAGAAUUCACAUCCUAUAACUUUGUUACCAAGGGCAUGCCUGAAGCUUGGGCGCGUUUGUUGAUGGCAUCCAACAUCAGUAAGCAAGAGCAGAAGAGUAAUCCACAAGCAGUUUUAGAUGUUCUCAAAUGGUAUGAUGCCUCUGCGACACAGCCACCACCAUCGAAAUACAUGACAUCAGCUCAGAUGCAUACUACUCACUCAGGUUCGUCAGUAUCGCGAGUAUCAUCGAGCAGUCCCUCGUCGUCCACUCCGACGGACACUGAGCACCCGGAGCCCCCGCCGCCGCCGCCUUCUCGACCUGACCGCACCAAGAGUAUUUAUACAAAGCCAAUAGAGGAAGAAGAAGCGCCGCCCCCGCGCCCCGCGCCCGCCCCGCCCUCACCACCACACGUGCCGCAUCCUGUUCUCACCACGCAUUCAAUAUGCAGUCGAGGGGAAACGGGGUCGCCGCUGGACCGCAACAAGAACCCGGCGGGAGCGCAGACGCCGCCCGCGCUCGCACCGCACCCCGCGCUGCCCGUCCUGCCCGCGCACGUGCCGCCCGCCACACCGCCCGCCAACGGCGCGCCCGCCACCGACACCACCGGAAGAGCAACCGGUCAGCAACAGAGGAAAAAGAAAAUGUCAGAUGAAGAAAUUUUAGAAAAAUUAAGAACAAUUGUCAGUGUGGGGGAUCCUAAUAGAAAAUAUACAAAAAUGGAAAAAAUUGGUCAGGGGGCGUCGGGAACAGUGUACACGGCCAUCGAAACAUCCACCGGCAUGGAGGUUGCGAUCAAACAGAUGAACCUCAGCCAGCAGCCCAAGAAGGAGCUCAUUAUCAACGAGAUCCUCGUGAUGCGGGAGAACAAGCACAACAACGUCGUCAACUACCUCGACAGCUACUUAGUUAAUGAGGAAUUGUGGGUAGUGAUGGAGUACCUAGCUGGCGGGUCGCUCACGGACGUGGUGACGGAGACGUGCAUGGACGAGGGGCAGAUUGCCGCCGUGUGCCGCGAGGUGCUGCAGGCACUGCACUUCCUGCACACCAACCACGUCAUACAUCGCGACAUCAAGUCCGACAACAUCCUGCUCGGGCUAGACGGGCAGGUCAAACUGACUGACUUUGGUUUCUGUGCUCAAAUAUCCCCCGAACAAAACAAAAGAACAACCAUGGUUGGAACACCUUAUUGGAUGGCGCCUGAAGUUGUUACAAGAAAACAGUACGGGCCAAAGGUAGAUGUAUGGUCACUGGGUAUAAUGGCGAUUGAGAUGAUCGAAGGCGAGCCACCGUACCUCAACGAGAACCCGCUCCGGGCGCUGUACCUGAUCGCGACCAACGGCAAGCCUGACAUCAAGGACAAGGAGAAACUCAGCACCGUCUUCCAGGACUUCCUCGACCAGUGUCUAGAAGUCGACGUGGACAGGAGAGCGACAGCCCUUGACUUGCUAAAGCACCCAUUCCUUAAGAUGGCGCGGCCGCUGGCGUCGCUGACGCCCCUCAUCAUGGCGGCGAAGGAGGCGGCCAAGGGCCAUUAGCGCAGGCCCGCGGCGCCCGCCGCGCCCGCGCCCUAGCGCCGCAGUGCCUCAUACCGCGAUCACCACUGACAGGGACGUAUCCAACACUAAUUGACUAGUUGGACUGACACUGACACGAUUCAGCCGCCGGACUUCCCUAAAAAGUGAAACGGUGAGUGCUCCCAUCCCCCAAUCGUAUCAUGGAUGCGCCCCUCCGGAUUAUUUAUUUAAUCGUCAUCAUCGAAUCGGUGUUAGCCACGGUUACUAGUGAGUAUGUUGACGUCUCCGACGAAACUUUAAGUAUCUACUUAUAGAGCAAUAUUUUAUGUUUAUAUAAAAUGGCUGCAUAUUAAUUAAUACGAGAGGUGAUCAUAUUUUUACAAAUUGAAGAUUGAUAACUUAGCAGUCCAAUAGGCGUAGUGAUUCGUAGGUGUCGUGUAGAAACGUUAUUUAUUGUAAUUAGGGUCGCCUCGCGUCGCCGUGUCCCUCCCGAGCGCGCCGGAAAACGGAUAGUGUUUUGUAGAUAUAGGCGUUAGUUACUCCAAAUGUUACGAUAAAAUCUGCGAAAAGAAGACUGGCAGUUGACUCUUAGACGUAAUGUUAUUUAAUAGUAGAAUACGGUAGUGAUAUACAGUUAGGGAAACAGCUUAUUCACUGUGAUGGUAGAGGAGCGGCGCGGGGCACGGCCGCGAGCGGCGAGCGACGUGUGCAGAGUGCUUGGGAAAUAUAUUAUCAUUUAUCACUGAAGCGAUGCGUAACAAAAUUGAUUUUAGAUAAGAUAUUCUUUUUAUUUAUACUUAAUAGUAUAUUGUAGCUUGAUAAAGUAUCACGCAUCUCAUUAAUAUUUAUGAAUGUGUGUUGCGUAUUUUAUUUUUCUAUUUUCGACUGACCUUUUUUUUAUUAGAGAACAGAAUGUCUGUUGCCCUAACGUAUUAAUGCUUUUUGACUGUCGGUACUAGCUAGCUAGAUUGAUCUAUCUAUGCCUAUUCUUAAUUAUUAGAACUUUGAUUUAUUGUAAGAUAGAUGCUUUUAGUUUUUUGAGAUUUUUAAAUCUUAAUUUUGGAUAUUUAAUCAUUUCAACAUUUUAAUUGUAUAGUUACGAUAUUCCCGAACAAAUGAUUUAAAUUUUGAUGUUACAGGUUGCAUAAGUUACUUUAAUUAUGAAUGUAUUAUGAAAUAUAACUUUAUUUUUUUGACGAUAUCAUUGUUAGUCAUGAGAGCGAAGCAUUUACCUAGUAUUAAGUUUAUAUAGUUUAUCGUACUGAUUAUAUUCGAAAUUAAGAAAGAUUGGAAAUUUGAGGCACAAAAGUUUAUUUCCUGAAGAUUAUGAAAAAUAUAACACUAUAAUAAUAUACAUUAUAAUCGAUUUCGUGAAGAAUAACUAAAUAAUAAAUUAACAAGACAAUAGCAAGCAGUAGUUGUAAAUUAUAAAAAAUAAUCUGUUAAUCUUGAAAAAUGUAAAAAAAGACCAUGAUACUAUAACAAUUUAUUUGUACUAUUUAAAAAACUAAUGACUCUCUGCUUUUAUAUUUAUAGGUUGUGCCGAAAGAUGCUGUUAAAUUUUCUUUUUUAUGUGAUUUUGCUAUUUUGUGUUUUUGACGAAAGUAUGAUUGAAUGAAAAUGAAUGACGAAUGAAUGACGUGAUCGAAGGAAAGCGAGCUUGUCAAGUCUCGUCAAGUGUAAAUUGUACAGAUAAAGUUAGGCACAUGUAGUAUACUCUUGACAAUAUCAAUGACCAAUUACGCUCUAGAUUUUUUUGUUUGUCUCUGGUUGGUGCACCUAUUGACAACUUGGAAUAUUGGAUUCAGAUUCUAUACCUUGUAUCUACCUAUAUGAAUACUAUCCAACACUACAUUUUAAUUACCAUAAAUUUUUUAAUUUAUAUAAUGAAUUAAUGUGUGGCAAACUAUACCUAAUUUUUCUCCAGAUUAAUCCAUACGUGUUGCCGAGCAAUAGUUGAUUAAAAACAGGUCAAGUGCGAGUCGGACUCGUACACGAAGCGUUCCGCACUAUCGUACAAGAAAUCUCAAACCAGUAUAGUAAUUCAAGUUAAUGCCGUACAGCGCCAUCUUGAUGUGAUUUAUUAAACGAAUUAUUUCGGAAAUAAGUUUUUAUUUGUUUUGUAAUGGCAUAGCACCACAAAUUCACGGUUUGCUGAUUUUUUCUUUACUUGUGCUAUAAGACCACGCUACUUGCCAUAAAAACUAGGUGAACAGGAAGAACAGAAUAGGUUUUUUGACAGACUCGACAGACAAGCAGACACACAACGAAGUGAUCCUAUAAGCUAAUGUGCUUAUAAACUGUAUUGUAUGGGUUACUUUUGAAGUACGGAACCCUAAAAAUUUAAGCUAUGAUUAACGAAACGUCAUGUUAACGCCGCGUGUCACAUACGAUUACGAUUAACAAUAUUUUGACCAAUAUUUCUAUUAUUUAUGGAUAGUUUAGGACAAGUUUUGGAAUUUUUUAUGGUUAUUAAAAAUUAGUAGUAUAUAAAGAACCUUAACAAGUUAGGGUCUGAAACUACCACUUUGAAUAUUUGAAAGAGUAACACUCACAAUAAAAACCGGCCAAGUGUGAGUCAGACUCGCGCAUCGAGUUCCGUACUCGGGUAAUUUUUCCGACAUUUUGCACGACAAAUCAAAAACUAUUA